This is a messenger RNA of Lachancea lanzarotensis, 2103 nucleotides long. RefSeq names its product LALA0S03e03510g1_1 (gene SUP35). Gene Ontology annotation, cellular component: translation release factor complex. NCBI's taxonomy places the organism in Eukaryota, Fungi, Ascomycota, Saccharomycetes, Saccharomycetales, Saccharomycetaceae. The record is from RefSeq and is a predicted model, not a curated record. Gene Ontology annotation, molecular function: translation release factor activity; GTPase activity; GTP binding. Gene Ontology annotation, biological process: translation; nuclear-transcribed mRNA catabolic process, deadenylation-dependent decay; translational termination. Bases 1 to 2103 code for a protein of 700 amino acids. The transcript has a single exon.
AUGUCUGAACAGAACCAGGAUCAGUCGCAGAACUCGCAACAGAACCAUUAUAACCAAUACUACCAAAACAUGGGCCAACAAUCUGGAUACCAAGCUCAGAACAACGACUAUUCGCAAUACUACCAGAACUAUGAUCCAAACGCUCAAUCGUACCAGGGUUACAACCAGGGUUAUAAUCAGGGAUACAACCAGGGAUACAGCAACCAAGGCUACCAGGGAUACAACCAGGGCUACAACCAGGGCUACCAGAAUUACAACAACAACCAGGGCGGUCGUGGUGGUUUCAAGAACAAUCGUGGUGGCUACAAGAAUUUCAACAACAGCUCCCAGGGCUUCAAUACCCAAGCCCAGUCCUUUCAGGCUUAUGACCAGCAAGCGGGUUCGCAGGGCAUGACUUUGCAGGAUUUCCAAAACAAGCAGACCUCAGGAACUGAUACAUCGGCACCGGCUGCAGCUCCAGCCCCAAAACCCAAAAAGACUCUGAAAUUGGCGUCUGGAUCGGGCAUCAAGCUAGUAGGUGCCACCAAAAAACCAGAGGUGUUGAAAAAAGAGGAACCUACCAAAGAAACAGAGUCUAAGGAUGAAACCAGACCCGAAGAAACCAAAACGGACGCAAACAAGCAAAACGACGAUAAGCCAGCUCAGGAAUCGCUGCCUAAAAUCGACAAACUGAAGAUUAGCGACGAAAAGCCUGCAAAGAAGGCAGCCGCCGAGUCUUCUUCUGUCGCCGCUGCAGCUGCCAACUCCGCCGAAGCUCUCAUCAAAGAACAAGAAGACGAAGUGGACGAGGAAAUCGUAAACGACAUGUUUGGGGGCAAAGAUCAUAUGUCCAUCAUUUUCAUGGGCCACGUCGACGCCGGAAAGUCUACCAUGGGUGGUAACCUGCUGUACUUAACCGGCUCCGUAGACAAGAGAACGGUCGAAAAAUACGAAAGAGAAGCCAAAGAUGCCGGUAGACAAGGUUGGUACCUGUCUUGGGUCAUGGACACCAACAAGGAAGAAAGAAGUGACGGUAAAACCAUCGAGGUUGGAAGAGCCUAUUUCGAGACCGAGAAAAGACGUUACACAAUUCUGGAUGCACCUGGUCACAAAAUGUACGUUUCUGAAAUGAUUGGUGGUGCUUCUCAAGCAGACGUCGGUAUUCUUGUCAUUUCCGCCAGAAAGGGUGAAUACGAAACAGGUUUUGAAAAGGGUGGUCAAACAAGAGAACACGCUUUGUUAGCCAAGACUCAAGGUGUCAACAAGAUGAUUGUUGUUGUAAAUAAGAUGGACGACCCUACCGUUGGAUGGGAAAAAGAACGGUACGAUCUUUGUGUCAAGAACAUUUCUGUCUUCUUGAAAGCUAUUGGCUAUAAUAUUAAGCAAGAGGUUAUCUUCAUGCCAGUUUCUGGUUACACUGGUGCGGGUUUGAAAGAGCAUGUGGAUCCAAAGGAUUGCCCAUGGUACACUGGUCCCUCCCUAUUAGAAUACUUGGAUGGCAUGUCUCAUGUAGACCGCCGCAUAAAUUCUCCAUUCAUGUUGCCUAUCGCAUCUAAGAUGAGAGAUCUUGGUACCAUUGUCGAAGGUAAGAUUGAAUCCGGUCACAUUAAGAAGAACGGUAGCACUUUACUGAUGCCCAACAGAACUCCUGUUGAAAUCGUUAAUAUCUACAACGAGACCGAAGCCGAAGUCGAUAUGGCCAUCUGCGGUGAACAGGUAAGACUCAAGCUGAAGGGUGUUGAAGAAGAAGACAUCUCUCCAGGUUUUGUUCUAACAUCUCCAAAGAACCCUGUAAAGAACGUCACCAGAUUUGUUGCCCAGAUCGCUAUUGUUGAGCUUAAAUCUAUUAUUUCUGCCGGCUUCUCAUGUGUCAUGCAUGUCCACACUGCCAUAGAAGAAGUCACUAUCACGAAACUACUACACAAACUCGAAAAGGGUUCCAAUCGUAAGUCCAAGAAGCCACCUGCGUUUGCCAAGAAAGGUAUGAAGAUCAUUGCGAUUUUGGAGACUGAAGAGCCGGUGUGCGUGGAAACCUACCAGGAUUACCCACAAUUGGGUCGGUUCACGCUAAGAGAUCAAGGUACCACUAUCGCAAUUGGUAAAAUUGUAAAAUUAGCGGAGUAA